UUAAUUUUUAUCGUAAAUGAAAUCUAGAAGAGGAAGAAAAUAUUUCUUUGAUCCUGUAAGAAAGGACUUAUCUGCCGAAGUGGAUAUAUCUAUUGUCAGUCUUGAAAAUAGCUGACUUACAAUCCCAAGUUGAGGUAUUUCAGAGGAAAGUGAUAAUGAAAGUAGUGAUAACUCACAAGAUGAUCGUGAGCAAUCUAAUAGUAGCGAAGGAGAAGAAAGCAGUGAGUAUGAAGAUAGUGAAUCCCAGUCUGUCCAUAGGGAAAACCCAGGUCAACAAGCAGCUAAUAAUAACCUUGAAGAUACUGAUGAUCCUCAUCUGCAGGGGGUAUUCGAAUUUUUCCCAAACACUGAUAGAGAGAUGAUAAGAAGCAUUUACCAAUUGAAUGGUGGGAAUGCAAAUGCAACUACAGAGUUUUUACUUGAGCAAGGAGCUGGUGAAGGUGAUCAAGUCAACUUAAAUGAUCAGCCUCAAGCUAUGUCCCAACCUCCAGCUACAGCAACUCAGAAUGUUGUUCCAACAGCUCCUCCUUCCUCUGCGCCCAGAAGUAGAGCACAGAACAACAGAGAAGAAGCUAAGCAAGAGAUUGCUCCACGUAAGCCGAAGAAAAAGGGUGGUCUCUUUGGAUGAUUUGGUGGUGGCUCUAAAAAUACAAAUCCUAAACAGAAGCCGAAACCGAAGCCAAAACAAAGAAGAUAGACCCAUUAU
Molecule: messenger RNA, 706 nt
Organism: Moneuplotes crassus
Lineage: Eukaryota; Ciliophora; Spirotrichea; Euplotida; Euplotidae
Source: the annotation of a GenBank genome assembly